AUGCCCUCGUUUACCCGUUUGGCUCUCUCUGCCCUCGCGGCCACUGCCGCCAUCGCCUCCGGGAUCAACGACUUCUCGUGUCAAAGCGACUCCAACCCAGUCGUCUUCCUGCACGGUCUGGGCGCCACCUACUAUGAGGACUUGAACUUCAUGCAGUACUGGCUGCAGAGCAAGGGCUACUGCACCUACGCCAAGACCUACGGUGCCUACGAUGGCUUCCCCUUCGUCGGUGGUCUCAAGGCCAUCAACGAAAGUGCCCCUGAGAUCGCUUCCUACAUUAAGGAAAUUACCGAGAAGACCGGCAAGGCCAAGGUCGACCUCGUCGGCCACUCUGAGGGUGCCUUCCAAGCCCUCUACGUCCCCAAGUUCGAGGGCGUCUCUCACCUGGUCGACAAGAUCGCGGCUAUCGCUCCUCCCACUCACGCCACUGCCUUCGCUCACAUCUAUGACCUUGCCUACACCUUCGGCAACUCCUCGCGCACUGCUGUCAGCGAGGUCCUUCACCUUGUCGGUUGCGCUGCUUGCGACGACGUUGGUCCCGAUGGUGCUGCCGUCAAGCGUCUGAAUGACGGCACCCCUAUUGCGCAGCCCGGUAACAAGAUCACCAUCAUCGCCUCCAAGUACGAUGAGCUCACCUCCUUCAUCGAUGAGGAUGCUGUCUCCAACACUUGGAUUCAGGAUACUUGCCCUCUUGACCCCGUCGGUCACAUUGGCGAGGCGUAUGACUUGAACGUGUGGCACUUGGUCCGCAACGUGUUGGAUGACACUCCUGACCGGAAGUUCGUCUGCUUGCUUGGAUCUCCUGGCAAAUAA
This is a messenger RNA of Penicillium brevicompactum, 813 nucleotides long. Its product is annotated as esterase/lipase family protein. The transcript has 2 exons. The record is from RefSeq and is a predicted model, not a curated record. Bases 1 to 813 code for a protein of 270 amino acids. Lineage: Eukaryota; Fungi; Ascomycota; Eurotiomycetes; Eurotiales; Aspergillaceae. Gene Ontology annotation, biological process: lipid catabolic process. Gene Ontology annotation, molecular function: lipase activity.